AUGUAUAUAAAAAAUAUGAAACGAAUUUUGGCUUAUUCUUUAUUUUUUUUAUACAUUUUACGCAAUAAUGUGCUAUCCAAGAAAACUAUAGAAUACAACUUACUAGGAAGUGCACAUAAAAGUGACAAUAUAGUUGAUCGCCUUCAAGUUAUAACAGAAGGGAAAUAUAGAGAUAUUUUGGUUGAAGUUAAUAAGCCUUUAUUAUCUAUAAUAGAAAAUAAAGAAUCAGUGUCACUUGAUAUUUUGUUAUCUACGAUAAAAUUAUUGGAUGAUAAAAAUAAAGAAACUGAUGACUUAUCCAAAAAAAAAGAAAUUGAACAAACAAUUAUAUACAUUAAAGAUGCCAUAAAAAAUCAUUUAGGAAAUGAUGGAAAUAAUGAAGAAAAUGAUGGAAAUGAUAUAACAAAGACAAAAUCAAAUAAGAGCAAUUUAAUGUUAAAAUUAGAUAAUUAUUAUAUGAAAAGGGAUCUUGAAAAUUUAAAAAAAAAAAGUAAUGAUAUUGCAUUGAGAAAAGCUAAUUUAGGAAAAAAAUUAAAAGCAUAUAGUACCUCUAGUGAAUCAUUAUUAUUUGGUGCCCCUGGUGAUCUUAAUUUAUCCGAUGACAGUGUAAAAGAAUUAAAUAAUAUGAUAUCUAUUAAAAUUUUAAGACAAAGAAUUUAUAAAGAUAACAUGCCAUUUACUACGGAAUCGGUCCCUAAAACGUUUAACAAAUUAGUGGAUUUAUAUACACCUUUACUUGAUUUCAAUUUAGAUUCUUUAGAAAAAUACAAAAAUAAUGAGAUAAAAUACUAUACAGAUUCUAAAAGUGAAUUUUUUUAUUUAUUACGUAAUAAUAUGGAUCUAGAAAAAUUUAUGUUGAAACUUCCUAUUAGUAAAAUGCCAAAUCCUAAACCUAAUGAUGAUGUAAGUGAAAGUAGUGAUGUUGAUAAUAAAAUUUAUACAUAUGUGAAUAAUAAUUUGGAAAAAGAGAAGAAUGCAAAAGAAUAUUCCUUAGGUGCAUACAAUACAGACCCAGUUUAUACAUAUUCAAGCAAAAUUAAAAAAAAUCCUAUAAGUAAACAAAAUGAACAGAGUGAUUCAGUAUCUAGAAUUAACCAUUUAUUGCAGAAAAAAAUGGGUCAUACCUAUUUGAACAAACCCGAAAAAUACUAUAAUCAUCAAAAUGGGUUAAUUCACAAAAAUAGACCAAAUGGGUAUAAUAGCCAAUUCAUAAAUUCAAAUAAUGAGAAUGAGACAUGUUAUAAAAAACAUAACAAUAAUAUAUUAUUUGAAAUUAUAAUAAAAUCGCAUUUAUUAACAAAUAAUGAUGUUUGCAAAAAAAUUAUAAUAAAAAAAGCUGAUGGAAAUGAUUCAAGCGAAAAUAACAUAUCUGAAGAUGCAAGGAUAAUAUAUGACAAUGAUUCUGCAAAAAAUUGUAUACAAUACUCUAAAAAGAAUGAUGAAUUAUAUUAUGUUAUACCAUUAAUACAUUUUAAUGGCCCAUCAAAAAGUAUGCGUUGCUUAUCAUGUGAUGAUUAUGAAAAAAACAUACAUAAUAAAUGUCCAUUCAAUGAAAAUUUUGUGCAUCUAACUUAUGACAAUAAAUGUAUUGUUUGCAUGCCAUCUAGUGCUAUUAGCAAUUGUUUAAUUAAUAGUCAAAAGGUAAAUAUAGAUUCAUGUAAAGGUUAUUGCAAUUGCUCAAACUGUUUUUCUCCUAAUAAUGAAUUUCAUACAUUCAAAUACGUAUUCCCUUCAUACAAAUAUACACAUAGAGUCAGAGAUACACAUAAUCCUAAUAACUGUAAUUGUGAGUCAUUCAGAUAUUCUGGACAGGGUGAUCCAUAUUUUAAGGUGAGGGAUAUGAAUAAACAUAGAGAUAAAAGACUAUAUGAAUCAAUCCACAAACAAAUGGAGGGUAGGGAUAAAACAUACUACGAACAGAGUAAUGAGUAUCAAAUUGGAGAAGGGGCAAGUGAAAACGAUGUUGGUGAAUGCCUAUUCUUCGGAUGUAUACACGAUGAUGGUUAUAAUGAUUUCGAUAAUUAUAAUAUAAAAAUGAGAGAAACAAUUAAAUUAAAUAGUAGCAUUUUUGAUCCUAUAAGCUUGAAAAAAAAUAAUAGUGAUUAUGCAUAUGCUGAUGAAGAAAUUAUUGAGAAUGUAAAUAAGGAAAGGUAUAUUAAAAAUGAUAGAAAAAAAAACGUAGACAUAAAAAUUUUGCAUGAAAAUGUCGACAAUAAUUCAGAAAAUGAAAAAAAUGAAAAAAAUGAAAAAAAUGAAAAAAAUGAAGAAAAUAAAGAAAAUGAAGAAAAUAAAGAAAAUAAAGAAAAUAAAGAAAAUAGAGACAUUGUAAAAGGUUCAGAUGAUUCUGAUAACUAUGAUGAUAAUGACAUUUCUCAAGAAGCAAACAAUAUAGAAUAUUUUAAAAAAAUGUAUUAUGACAUUUUAAACAAUAAUACUGAUGAUGAAAGUGAUGUGAGUGAGAAUGAUGAUGAUGAUGAUGAUGACGAUGAUAAUGGUUAUUAUGAUGGAAAUAUCGAUAACUUUUAUAGUCUACGAUUUUUGUAUAAAACCAGAAUAUUUACAAAAAAGAAAACAGUAAUAAAUGCAUAUAUAAAAACAAAUAAGAUAAGUGCUGAUGAUAACAAGAAAAAUAUAUUGUUUUUAUUUAAAAAAUUAUUUAAUACUGUUUUUAAAGAUGUCCAUUACAAAAUAAAAGACUCAGCAGUAAGUUUAUUUCCAGUUAUUACCGAUUCAAAUAUUAUAGGAUUUGAUGUGGACUUCGGAAGAAUACAAGUUCAAUAUGCUGGUUGUAUAAACAUGCUUCGAUAUUCUGUUUUUGACACCCAAAAUAUGGCAAUCUAUUUUAUUACCCCAGAUAAAAAAUAUAUUUUGCUAGAAGACGUUAUAAAAGAAAUAAGCGAGGGAAAUGAAAAUUAUUAUUAUUAUAAUGAAAAUGUAGAGGGAAAUUCAAAUGAAAAUGUAGAGGAAAAUUCAAAUGAAAAUGUAGAGGAACAUUCAAAUGAAAAUAAUGAAAUCAUCAACAAUGAAAACGAUUUAGCUUUAUAUGAAAAUACUUCUCAUAGUAGUUUUGAAAAUUUAGAAUCAGAAUUGGAUGAUGGAUAUAAUAAAACGGAUAAACCAUCUAUCCAGGAUGAGAAACAGGAGCUUGACGAUAAAGAAAAUACACAUGAACCGAGUAAAGAUGAUUAUUCUAAAAAUAAUGGAAAAGACUCGUUAGUUGAAUUAAAUAAAGAUAACGAAGAAAAGCAUGAAUUGUUGGAUACAAUAUUAAAAGAAUUUAACAAUGAACGUGAAAAAACACCAGCACAAAAUGAAUUGUCAAAAGUUUUAUCAGAAUAUGGUGAUUUAUUAUCAAAAGAGGAUUUAAAGGAAAUUAAGAAUAACCAUAAAAAUGUUGAUGUUAACAAGGGUAAUGCAGAAAAUGGGGAUGCUAUAGAAAUAAUAAUAAAAAAGAAUAGUAAAGAAAAUGGAAUAAAUGGAAAAACUAAUGAUAAAGAUAAUAUAGUAAACGAAUCAGAUGACCAAAGCGAGUUUAUUACCAUUGAUCAGAAUGGAUGUGAAAUAAUUAAUGAGACAAUGAGAAAAUAUAUGGAUAAAUAUUUUAGUGUUCAUAAUAUUCCUAUACAUUAUAUUGAAAAUAAUAACAUUUCCAAAAAGGCAAUUCAUAUUACAUCUGACAUAGACUCUGAUUUAAAUAUGCUUAAAUCAAGUAUUUUAGCUAUUUCUAAUACUAAUGGAAAAUCAAUAGAUGAUUUUAAAUUAUUCCUUAUACCUAAUGAUAUUGAGAAAUAUGAUCCAAAUAAAUUAGAAGAUAUACCAUCAUCUAUAAGAACUGCAAAUGAUUUGUAUAAUUAUAUUAAAAGGAUGAAUAUGAAAAUUUUAAUAGCAUCUGUACAUGAUGAUGCUGGUAUAAGUAUAGAGCCCCAAAUUUUCAACUAUUUAUAUGAAUCAAAUAAUGAUACACCAUAUAUUGAAUCUGCAUUAGAUGUAAAAGAAGGAAAAGAAGCUACAAAUACUGAAUUGGAAUUAAAUAAAUCUCAAUAUGGUGAUAAAGAAAAAUUGAGAGAUUCUUCGAUUUUAAAAAAUCAGCAAUUGAGUAAUGCACUAUUAAAAAAUGAAAUAUAUUAUACUACUAAAAAAGAAAUAAAAGCUGAUGGAAUUAUGAAAAAUGGAAUAGAAGACACCAACUUAAGGGGGAAAAUAAGCGGGUGUUCUGAGGAUUCAAACAUUUCUUCUAAUAGCACAGAGGCGAAAACAAUUGACGAAAAUAAUGCAGACCACAAAAAUGAGGAGGAAACCGUUUUUGAAAGUGAUAAUCAGUACACUACUCCAAAUAAUUAUAAUAAGAUUGAUAUAUAUAUAGAUAAUACGGAUAGAAAAAUAACUGUAUUAGAUGGAAUUCUAUUCAAACAUUAUACAUUCAAAUUGUUUAUAAUGGAUAUUAUGAAUAAGAUAAUACAUGUUCCUUCAAAUUUUAUAGACUUAAAAUCGUAUAAAAAAGGAAUAUCCCCAUUUGAUAUAUUUGAUUGUUUAGAAUAUUAUUCUUAUAAUAAAAAAUCAAAUAUUAUUAGUGCUUUAUUUUUUGAAAAACAUAUAAAAUUAUUGGAUAUAUUAAAAAAUCUUAAUAGCAAAGAUGAAUAUUUAUUGAUAAAAAAUAAAAAUAGUGAAUAUUGUAGUGGUGUAGAUAAUUUGAAAUAUAUAAAAAUUCCAUUGACAAUCAAUUUAAAAAAAUCAAAAGAUAUAUAUUUAGAAUUUCCAAUAUUCCACAUAGAUGAACAUUAUAAUUUUGUUUAUAACAAAAUAAGUUUUAUGAAUGUACCAGAAAAUUAUACAGCAUCCAAAUUAUGUAAUACAGUAAAAAAUAUAUUGAAUGAAGCAUUAGACAUAUAUGAAUUAGAUAUUAUAACAAGUUUACAAAUAUAUAAUCUAAUAGACAAUGAAUGGGAAUACAUUGAAGAUAACGUUUUGAUUCACGAAAUAAAAAUGGAUAACAACUAUUUAUAUACAAUGUUUAUUCAUGAUAAAUUUUUAACAAAAAGAUAUUAUCAAGCUAUGUCUAAUUUAAUUAUUGAUUUAUCAAAUAAUAAUAUUUAUAUUAAAAAGUUAGACAUAUAUAUUGAUUAUAAUUACAGCCCUUAUACACUUUAUAAUAUACCCAUACAUAUGUCUUUUAUGAAUUUAAAAUAUUUACUUUUACAUCAUACAAAUGCAUUUUUAUCAGAUUCUUUUUUGAAUGAGUUCUUUUUUACGUAUAAUGAAAAAUAUCUUCAAAAUCCAUCUGCUAAUGAUAUUAAUAAUGAUAGUGCAUAUAACCCCAAUAGUAAUGUAGAUGAUUAUAUUUAUGAAGAAGAAGAAUAUGAAGAAAGUAUAAGUAUCUUUAGUUUUAUAAGUAGUUGUACUAGAAAUAGUAAUAAAACAUAUAACCUAUUUUUACUUAAUAUGGUGAACACAUUUUAUAAAAUAAAAUUGAAUUCGAAUAAAAUGAUGCAACCAAUAUUGGAAGAUUUACUCAAAAUAUCGGGAAAAUGUUCAAGUGAAAAUAUUAUAGUUGAAAUAAAUAAAUCAUCUACAAAGGUAAAAAAUAUCGAAUUAUAUUUAGGAAAUAAUUCCAAAAAAAUAAAAAUAAAAAAUGUACCAUUAAAUUUAUUAGUAUGGAAAUUUGUAAAUAUAUUAUUAAAAGGAUCUUUUAAUAUAUCAAUAGAAGAUCCAGAAAGAUUAUAUAAUUUAUUUGUAAUAGUCCCAAAAGAUAAAGAUGCAAUGAUUAAUCGUGAUUAUUAUAUUUCUACAAAACCAGGAUAUACUAUUGAAAAGAUAUUAAAAAUUAUUGGAUCAAAUAACUUAUGUUUAGUUAAAGCAUAUCCAGAAAAAUUGACACAUAUUAAAAAUAGUACAUAUUAUUAUGAAUAUGCCAUGUUUAGUUUCGAUUCAUUACCAAAAGUUAUUGAUUUUUCAAAUCCAGUAGGAUUAUUAAGCUUUUAUGUUAAUUAUAAAAAUGAAAAUAAAUUAAUUAAUAUAACCAAUGCACCUGAAAAUAUAACUCCAGAUAAGCUUUUAAAAACGAUUCUUUUAGACAUGUACUCUAAAUGGCAAAAUUUUCCUAAAGAUGAAAAAAUAAAAUUUUCAUUAUUUUUAAAUAACGAAGAAAUAAAAAAUAUAAAAGAUUAUAUUAGUUCAGGAAAAGAAGCACAACUACGUACAUUUGUUUCUGUAGAUAAAAAACAUGGUUAUAGUAAUAAUAAAAAGAAAUUCGUAGAAAUAGACAAAAUACCUGAAACAAAUUCUAUAAAAAUGCACGAUGCUGAAUUAAAAGCAAUGCAACUGUAUGAUAAUGUAUUAAGAGAAAUUUUAUCUAAAGGACAUAUAGAUUAUAAUAAUAUAAGUGUUACUGGAUAUACAAUAUCAAUUAAUGUAUUUGAUGGUAAUGACUAUAGUCCUGUUACUAUUUUUAAUAUACCCUUAAGUGCAACUAACAAAGACAUAAUUGCUUUCUUGUUAAUUAAAUCGAAUCAUAUUAAUACAAAACAUGUUGUAGAUGAAUUUCUUUUAUUAAACAAAGAAUCGUUUAACUUGUUAAAAACAAAAACUAUAAUAGAUCAAAAUGUUGUAUUUAUUGGUGAAUUAACAGGACUAAUUGAUUUAGAUAGAACAAAUUUGUAUUUAGUUCAUAAACCUCAAUUUAAUUCUUUAGAUGCCAUAUUUAAAAAUUUGGCGAAUAAAAAUUAUGAUUUUAAAUCAGAAAAAAUAACUGCUUUAAGUGUUAGUGAAACAAAAGGAAGUAUUAUAUUUAAUAUUAUACUAAAUCAAAAUAAAAAAAAAGUUUUUAAUGUUACAAAUAUCCCCUAUAAUAUGUAUAUAAUCGAUCUUUUACGCUAUAUAGUUGGAUAUCAAAGAAAAUGGAUAUACAAAUAUGUCGAUUUUUAUAUAAUUAAAGGUAGUGAAAAACAUGUUUUAAAUGACCAUUCAGGUAUUAUAACAUAUGGUAGAACAGCUAGCGAAAUUUUUACGUUAUGCAAAAAAAAUGAUCCAUGUACUUUUCACAUAGAAUUUGGUUCUAUCAAAAUUGAGUAUGGUAUAAAUAAUACAAUAGGGGAUAAUAUUGAUGCUCUUAUUAACAGAAAUAACAAUGAUAAUCAAAAAAAUAAUAACGAUACAGUCUUAAAUGAAUUGAAAAACAAAAUAAACUCUGAAGAGGAAGACAAUGUGGAUAUAGAUUUGUCAGUAUUACGUUUUGAAUUUAAUGCGGGAUUAUAUGAUAAGAAUAUAUUUGGUACAUCAACAAUUUGUAAUAUACCUAAAAGUUACACAGUAGAAGAUGUUUUAACAUACAUUAAAAAGGUGUUAAAGGAAAAUUGUAAAAUACGAAAUGCUGACGAUUUAGAAUUAGAAAUAAAAAUUAUAUAUAAUGAUACAUAUUUAACUAUACCCAAAGAAUUAAAUAUAGAAUAUGUUAUAAAUUAUUAUUUUAUUAACACACCAUCUAUUGUAUCUGUUACAAAUGAUGAUAAUGAUGAUGAACCUUUUAAUAUUAUUCACCUAAUUUUAAAUAAUACAAAAAUAGACAUGAAAAAUAAUGUAUUUAUUAAAAAAGAAAUACCAUUAUAUGUAAAGAAAAAUAAUAACUUAGAAAAUAUAAAAUUAAAAAAUAUUCCAUUAUCAAUUACAGAAGAUAAUUUAAUUACUUACAUAAUAAAUUAUUUAACAAAAAAUUCAGAAGUUAUAAAUUUCAUGAGAGAUAAUACAUCUAUUUGUAUAUAUCCUGAGUGUGAUCCUGUAUAUAUACAUUAUGGAAAUAGUCAGCUAUCAUUUAUUGCUUCAUUGUCUUAUCAUAUAGCCUUAAGAAAUAUUAAUUAUAUAACAACAAUAGAAUCUUUUGAAAACUUUUAUGGUAAUAUGAGCCAUUUUGAAUUUGAUUUUUAUAAAUAUUCGCAUUUUAUUGAAUCUAAUAUAAGUAAUUAUAACAAAACUGACAUCAAAGAAUUAAUAAAUUUCGAUAUUAAUAUUCAUUUCCCAACUGCUAUUAGAACAAUUCGAAUAAAAAAUUUUAAUAUUAAUUUGCAAAUGGAAGAUUUAUUUGCUAAAAUUUUUCAAUCUAUAACAACAAAUAUUUACAAGUGGAAAGAUUUGUUUACAUUUAUUGGGAAUAGAUCUAAAAUAGAUAUAAUUGCAGAAGAAAGCGAUAAAGCUAAACAAAUAAUCGACACUUUUAAGGAUCAUUUAAAUGAAGGACAUAAUUUAACAUUUAUUUAUAAACCCGAUAAUAAUGAUAUUAAUAAUUAUAUUAUUCCUAGAAUAAGCUAUAUACCAGUAUUGAUAAAUUUCCAAACAAAUUAUAUAUCAAUAAGUACGGAAAUUAGUGAGUUUGAAAAUAAUGUAACUACAAUGUAUGGUUUUCCGGAUUAUAUAAGUCCAAGUUUUAUGCUGACAUUAUUGCAAUAUAACCUUUUUAAAAUACUAGGUAAAAAUUAUUUGUCAAUUUACGGAUGCUCUUAUGAUAGUAGUUUGUGUUUAAAUGAAAAUAAUCUUUUACUAAAGAAUAAGAUAUUUUAUGACGAGAAUACAAAAAAUGAUAGCUCUAAACAGGCUAUGAAAUUUGUAUUAAAAUUGAAAAAGAAAGAUAGUAAAAAAGUAAAAACAAUAAACGAUUUAGUUUCUCUUGAACUAAAUAUAUCGUGUCAAGAAUUAAAAAAUGAUGAAGAUAUGGAAGAAUGUAAUGAUAUUAUAUCUUCUUUAAAUGCAUCUUCUAUAUUUUGGAGAAAUAGCAUAUUAGGAUUUAUAGCAAAUUCAAUAGUCAUAAAAGAUUACUAUAAUAAUGCAUUAACAUUACCAUAUAUAGAUUAUAGAGUAAAUGAGAAAAUAUUAAUUCAAAAUAUAUUAGAACAUGUAAAUAUAUUACCAUAUUUAUAUAAAUUAUUCGAAUUAUCUCAUAUUGAUAAAAAGUGUGUUAGUUAUAAAAAAGAACUUAAAAAUACAAUACCUCAUAUUCAAUGUUUAUUAUCUUUCGGACUUAACAUAUAUUUUGAUAUUCAUAACAGUAACGAAUUAAAUAUAUAUAAUGGGUUUGAAACAAAAGAUAAUAAAUCAUUUAACAUAACACAUAUUUAUUCUUUCCCUGAUUUAUAUGAACAUAAUUUUACAGAAUUUUAUAUUUAUAAUGAUGAUAAGACAAGAUUAUUAGUAAAAAAUGCAUAUAAGAAUAUGACAGUUUCUAGCUUGUUAAGUGAAUUAUCUAAAGCUCGAUGUCAUAUUCAAGGAUUAAAAUAUGAUCAAAUAUCUUCUUUUUAUACACUUGUAUAUGUAUUGGAUGGUAAUAAAUUUGUAGAUAUUCAUCCAGAUGAAAAUGUAGAAUUUAUACAUAAAUUAGUUUUAAAAUAUUCACAAGAAAAAUUUAUGUUAAAAAUUAUAAAAAAAAAUCAUAUUUAUAAUAUAGAUAUACCCAAAAAUAUGAACUUAAGUUGCUAUCCCCCAUUAAUUGAUCUAAAUAAAAAUUAUUACCAAGUUCCAAUAAGUUUACAAAUAAAUUCUGAAACUAUUAUUAAGUUAAAUGAUGAAUCAUUUCCAAGAAUAAUAGUUAAUAAUGUACCAGCAAACGCUUUUGUAAUGUCUAUAAAAGAGUACUUAGUUUCUUUGUUUAAAUCAUAUAUCAAAAGUAUACCUGAUAAUAAUAUUAAUACAAAUUUUUAUGAAUUUGAUAUUGAUAUGAUAAUUGUUAUAUAUGAUUCAACGCUAAAUAGAAUACAUAAAAUAAGUUCAAAUGCUUUACAAAGCUUAACAGUAUCUAAGUUUUUUAAAACUUAUUAUAAUGCAUCAUUAGUGUUUCAAAUGGACGAAAUUGAAAAAUUCCCAGAAUAUAUAUAUGAUAAUUUUAUUACCAACUUUUCGAAGGCUGUUAUUGAUUUUUCUAUUUCCAUCUUCUAA
This is a messenger RNA of Plasmodium yoelii, 9915 nucleotides long. Its product is annotated as liver specific protein 1, putative. The transcript has a single exon. Bases 1 to 9915 code for a protein of 3304 amino acids. The record is from RefSeq and is a predicted model, not a curated record. NCBI's taxonomy places the organism in Eukaryota, Apicomplexa, Aconoidasida, Haemosporida, Plasmodiidae.